GUCCACUACGAGCGCUCCGGGCGCGUCGACGCGUCUCGACACGUCGUCCUCCUCCACGGCUUCGGCGUCGGGACGUUCCACUACGAGUCCCAGCUCGCGGAGUUGCCGAUGAUGAUGGGCGAGGAAGCACAGCUGUGCGUGUGGGCGAUAGAUCUCGUGGGGCAGGGCGCGUCGUGGCCGCCCGCGGGAGAGGCCGCGGCGCCGGGGUUUCGAUACUCCGUCGAGACGUGGCGCGACCAGAUCGAGGACUUCCUCGAGCGCGUGCACCUCGCGGGUGGAGAUGGAGGGGAGAAGAAGAAGCGCGCCGUGUACCUCGCGGGGAACAGCCUGGGCGGAUACCUAGCGACGUACGUCGCCGCCAGCUGCGCGAACGAAGAUCUCAUCCGCGGCGUGAUCCUCCUCAACGCGACGCCGUUCUGGGCGUUCACGUCCGCGGACGACGCUAAGUGGGCGCCGUGGAAGGGCGCGCUGCCGACGCCGCGAUGGAUCCGCGCGCCGCUGAGGCUGUACUGGGACUCGUUCCGAAGCGCCGCGAACGUCAAGGGGUUGCUAUCGUUGGUGUACGAUUCGAAGGAGCGAGUGGACGACGCGCUCGUCGAGAACAUCAUCGCGCCGACGAACGACGCCAACGCCCUGGACGCCUUCUGCAGCGUCGUGUGGUCCCCGAAGGCGUCGAUAGACUUCGACGAGAUGCUGCGAAGGCUGCGCGAGGAGCGGCGCGGCGUGAAGAUCGCGCUGAUGUACGGCCGGGAGGACCCGUGGGUGGUGCCGUUGUGGGGGCAACGCGCGAAACGCGCGGCGCCCGCCGCGACGUACUACGAGAUUGAAAAAUGCGGGCACUGCCCCGCGCACGAGUCCCCGCGCGUCGUGAACGAGCUGAUCGCGAAGUACGUC
Messenger RNA from Micromonas pusilla CCMP1545, 894 nucleotides. RefSeq lists its product as uncharacterized. Gene Ontology annotation, biological process: chlorophyll catabolic process. Gene Ontology annotation, cellular component: chloroplast. The transcript has a single exon. Lineage: Eukaryota; Viridiplantae; Chlorophyta; Mamiellophyceae; Mamiellales; Mamiellaceae. Gene Ontology annotation, molecular function: pheophytinase activity. The annotation marks the transcript as partial. The record is from RefSeq and is a predicted model, not a curated record.